Messenger RNA from Caenorhabditis remanei, 1215 nucleotides. RefSeq lists its product as uncharacterized. The transcript is spliced from 2 exons. Bases 1 to 1215 code for a protein of 404 amino acids. NCBI's taxonomy places the organism in Eukaryota, Metazoa, Nematoda, Chromadorea, Rhabditida, Rhabditidae. The record is from RefSeq and is a predicted model, not a curated record.
AUGAUUGUCUACGUCCUUCUGGCUAUCAUCGCCGCCAUCGCCUACUAUUUCUUCUCUAAAAAUGGGACGGAUGAGCCGCCGAAAACUGCUCCGAAGAGCACGAGAAGCACUCGAUCGGCGCCUAGGACGUCUUCAAGGAAACCGGUGGUCGUCACUGAGCAACCGGCUCCAGUUCCAGUUCCAAUUGUGUCAGCUCCAGAAGUUCAGCAGCCAGUGGAGGCCCCUCCAGCUCCAGUACCUGCUCCAGUUCAAGAAAUUGCUGCUCCGGCUCCUGUAGAACCUGUACCAGAACCUGCUCCAGUCCAAGUUGCUCCACCGCCAUCCGAACCUGCACCAGCUCCUGCACCUGCACCAGCUCCUGCACCUGAACCAGUACCGAUUCUCGACCCAUUGAGUUCUCCAAUCCGUCCACCAAUCGGUGGUAACUCUGUUUUGUUGGCGCCCCCGGAUAACUUCUCCGGCCAAAUUGGCGGAAAAUCGGAACGAUUGGCUCCGGAUGUUGCUCCACCGGCUCCGGCUAUGGUUCAGGCUCCAGAGGCACCGGCUCCGGUUCCAGAAGCUCCUGCUCCAGCUCCACAGGUGGCUCCACAGGCGGCUCCAGUCGAGUCUGUCAUGUUGGCUCCAAAAACGAAUGAAACUGCUCAGGCACCCGGACCCGGAGGUCCUUCAUCGGCUCACUUGCCAGUCGCCUCCGCUGGUGACACAUCGAAAAAGUCGAAGAAAACGAAAAAGAAGAAGAACAAGAAGUCGAAGGAUAAGAAAAAAUCCGCCAAUACCUCCACCAAAAACAAGAAAAAGAAGAAGAAGAGCAAGGGAAAGAGCACCUCUUCAUCAGCUGCUCCAUCCCCAGCUCAACCUGAAACCGGAGUCCAAACAGCCAACGAAAUCCGUAGCGAUGCUCCAGAAUCCAACGUCAACACUGCCCUCUCCAUCCGUUCCCCAGCCACUCAAGACGCUCCUGAACCAGAUGUCAAAACUGCUGCCGAGGCGAAAAAUGACGAUCCAGAGACUGGUGUGAAGACGGCUGCAGAGGAUAAGAACGACGUGCCAGAAUCUGGAGUCAAAACUGCCAACGAGGCGAAGAAUGAUGUACCGGAGUCUGGAGUGAAGACGGCUGCUGAAGAUAAGAGUGAUGCUCCAGAAUCUGGUGUGAAGACUGCGACGGAGAUGGGUGGAGGAGAGCAGCCGAAGCGAGAUGGCGCUCCAAAGGAAUAG